This is a messenger RNA of Stegastes partitus (bicolor damselfish), 6561 nucleotides long. It is a transcript of the gene evpla, whose product is annotated as envoplakin a. NCBI's taxonomy places the organism in Eukaryota, Metazoa, Chordata, Actinopteri, Pomacentridae. Gene Ontology annotation, cellular component: intermediate filament; membrane; cytoplasm. Gene Ontology annotation, biological process: intermediate filament cytoskeleton organization; wound healing. The record is from RefSeq and is a predicted model, not a curated record. Bases 119 to 6109 code for a protein of 1996 amino acids. The transcript has 22 exons. Gene Ontology annotation, molecular function: cadherin binding; structural molecule activity.
GUGAGAGGAAACCAAAGUGAGAGGAGACACAAAGUGGGAGCCACAGACGAAGAAGGAGUAAGCGAGAGAGGUUGAGAGUUUUGUUUUUGCAGGGGAUCUCUGCUUGACCUCCUCCAAGAUGUUUAAGAAGAAGGAGAACAAAGAUGGCACGCUCAAGGUCUCGGGCAAGAUCAGCAAGUCCCAAGCCAGCAACUUGGCCUUGCUGAUCGCUCAGAUGCAAAAGAAUGCCGACCAGGUGGAGAAAGACAUCCUCCGAGCCGAGCAGCUGCUCGCUGUGGAUGCUGAAAAUGAGAAGAAAGAGCUGCCCUUUGAGCAUCAGAAUGAGGUCUCAGAUAAGCUGGGUGAUGCCGAGGGCCUGCUGAAAGACCUCUUCUUGGAUGUCGACAAAGCCAAGAAGCUCAAACACCCGCAAGGCAGAGAAAUAGAGAGCGACGUCAUCCUCCUUCACGAGCGCUGGCUGAAGGACUGCGCCUUCUACAGAGACAUCUACGAGCAGAUUGACGACGUGUCGCUGAUGCCCAGGAUUGACUGGGGGCCUGUUUUGAAUAAUAAGCAAAAACAGGUGAAUGCGGAGGAGUACGGCCCCACCAUGGCAGAUCUGGAGAAGCAGAUCGCCGCCCACAACAUCCUACACAAAGAGAUCGAGGCCUACAACUCGCAACUCUGCGUCAGCUCUGCCGGCAGCAAGGAGAACUACACAGCCCUGAAGAAACAGUACAAUAAUCUGCUGGACAACUCCAAGUGGCGUCGCCACUACCUGAACAGCCUGUAUGAAUACAUGCAGGGCAGCAACAAGGAACUGGCUUUCCUGGGAGAAGAACAGGGCAAGAUCACGAAGCAAGACUGGAGCGACCGCAUGGUGGAUCCACCUGACGUCCGCCGGCAGUAUGAGAAUUUCAAGAACAACAGUCUUCUGUCCCACGAGGGCGAAGUGAACAAAAUCCAGGAUGAAGGAGACAGACUUAUCGAACUGAAGCAUCCAGCUGCUAACACAAUACAGGCUCAGAGGGACGGUGUACGUAACGAGUGGCAGAAAUUCCUCAACCUCUGCAUUUGCCAAGAGACACAUCUGGACAAUGUGGAGGAAUUUAAAAAGUACCAAAUGGACACAGAGCAGCUGUCAGAGACGCUGACCAAACUCAACAACAGCCUCGACCCCAAGUCCAUCAGCAAGAAGAGCAACUCAGAGACGCUGCUGCAGCUCGAGGGGGAGGAGAAGGCUGUCGAAAACUCUGAGCAGCUGCUGGCCGACCUGAGGAGACGCAGCACCACCAUCGCUCCUCUGAAGCUGCGACGCGUCAACCCCAACAGACCCAUCACAGUGGAGUCGCUGUGUGACUGGGAAACAGACGAGGAUUCUCUGAAACGAGGAGAGAAGUUCACCCUGAAAUCAAACUCAGACAUUGAGAACUGGGACGUCGUCUCCACUGACGGGGCAACUAAGACCUUCCCGGGAGUUUGUUUCCAGAUCCCACCACCUGACCCAGACGCCAUUGACAAAGUGGAUCUUUUGGGCAGUGAGCUGGCUGACAUCAAGAAGAAAAGAGCAGCACUGGCAGCAUCGCUGAAGAAUCACAAAUCAGACGUCUCCAGAGCCCAAAAGUCAGCUCCAGUUUCUUCUGGCCCAGUGGACCCCAAAGUCACCGCUCUGUCCCAGCAGCUGGACAAGCUGGACGAUGACCUGGUCAACGCUGAGGAGAGCAUGCUGAGCCGCCUGCGAGCUCCGCUGAGCCGCAGCGAUCCGGCCGGAGAUCUGGCCAAGAGGCUGAAGGAGCAGGAGGAAGCUGCCAAGGCCCUGAAGGCUCUGGAGCAGCAGAGGCAGGCAGCGCAGGCCGACCUGCAGCCGCUCCUGUCUAAAGAUCCCAGCGGUACUUCCUCCGCACUGCCACUCAAACUCAGCGCUGCCAACAACAAGUACGACGGCAUCGCUGCACUUGCUGAUCUCUACAAUAAGAAAGCAAAUGCGUCUCUCAACCUGGAGAGUCAGAUUAAGAAGGCGGAUGGUCUUGUCUCUGGGUUUGAGAAAAAGCUGAGUGAAGACAGUCCCAUUUCUGACAGCCCAAAUGCUAUUCAAGCCCGCGCUGAUGACAUUCAGAACCAGCGAAAGGCCGUGGCGGCAGGUCAGGACGACAUGAAGAAGCUGAGCCAGGAUCUGGAGACGACCGAGCAGCUGUGCAGCUCUCUGCAGCAGGGCUACCAGGAGUACUGCCCCGACAUCCAGCGCCAGAAAACAGAGGUCAAGCAGCUGCAGAACCGUUACACAAACGUUGCCAACCAGCUGAAGGAGAGAGAAAACAUCUUACAAGAGUCUGCAGCCAAGAACCAGGAGUUCCAGAGCGCGAACAAAUCCCUGAACUCCUUCCUGAACAAUCUGCCGACAAACCAGAUAAACCCCAACGACGAUGUGUCUCAGAUCGCUGCUAAGCAGAGCUCUCAAGAGAGGGUGGUGGAUGACCUGAAGCGGAAGCAGGAUGACAUUGACAGAAUGGCUGACCUGUCGCAAGACCUGCAGAAUCUACUCAAUGAGUACGAGACCAACGUCGACAAAUACAACAGCACACUGGAGGAUGCUGGAGCCACUGUUCCAAAGAAACCUCGUGUGCUCACACUUUCUGAUACGGUUCAGAAAGAGGAAAAAGAUUUGGUGAACCGUUACGCUGAAGCAACAGCAGAAAACACCCAACGCCAAAAACAGAUGGGCUUGGCUAAGAAUCUCCUUUCCCAGAAUGAAGAGAAAGUUCAGAUGGUGGCACAGCAGCAAGUGCAGCUUGAAAGCCAGCAGAGGAGUGCUUUUGAGAUAGAUAGUCUGAUGAAAGAGUUGGAUGAUGAGAAGGACAGGACAGCUCAUACUGAGACAGACCUGAGAACCUUCAAAGAGAGGAUGCUGUCACUGAAGAGUCGCAGAGGAGUGGAGAGGGUUGAGGAGAAAGAAGUGCUGCAAUACUACCGUGACCCAAAACUGGAAAGUGAUUUGGCUGAUCUGCAGAGCAAACUGCAUGAAGAGUCCCUGAAGCGUAGCACCACCCAGAGUGAGGUUGAGCUAAUAAACAGCAAACUCACCAUCCUGGCGGACACCCUCAAAAACACCCCACCAAAACUGGUGACUAGAGAGGUGACAGAGUUUGAGAAAGAUCCCCAGCUGGAUGUAGAGGCUGCUAAGCUGAGAGAUGAAAUAUCAAGGAUGCGAGAUGAAGUUCGAGUGAAAGAUGGGGAGCAGAUUCAGAUGAAGACAGAAGUCACAAUUCUCCAGCAGAAGAAACAACCCAUCAAAGAGAGGGUGGUUAAGAAGGAAGUGAUCAAAGUGGAAAAAAACCCAGAGAUGCUGAGAGCAGUGCGAUCAUUUGAGACAGAAAUUUCUGAAGAGAACAACAAGACCAAGCUCAUAAAUGAUGAAAUCUUCCAAACAAGAAGUCAGAUUAAUGCACUUGAGAGGUUGAUUCCCAACAUCCAGCCAAAGCUCAUCACGAAAGAGGUCAAAAAGAUUGAACAAGACCCCGACCUUGUCAGCGAAUUAAAGAAGAUUCAAACAAACCUGGAGGAGGAGAAGAUUGAAAACAACUCUUUGUCCAAAGAAGUGAUGGUGCUCCACAACCGCUACAGAGAAGUUCAGGACUGGAAACCAAGAGUCGAGGUGAAGGAAAUUGUUAAUGAGAUCUACCGGGUUGACCCCAACACAGAGGUGGAGAUAGUGCGGAUCCGCAAAGACAUACAAGACUGCAACAAGCAGCGCUCUGAUCUUGACAGGGAGAUCACCAAUGUCACGACUGACGUGAAUAUCGUUCGUUCUGAGAAGCCCAAAGUGGAACUGAAGGAAGUUCUCCAAGAGGUGGUUAAAGAGGAAAGAAGUCCUGAAAAUGAGAGAGAGAUUCAGAGGCUAAAUGAUCAGGUCAACCAUCUGCACACCACUUACAACUCCCUCCAGGAGCAGGUGAGAACGCUCAGGAGAGACAGAGAUGAAUGGAAAGCUGAAAAGUCCAAAGUAGAGACCAAACUGGUCACCAGAGAAGUCAUUAAGUAUGAGUCUGACCCACUACUGGAGAAGGAAGCCGACCGCCUGAGAAAGGAUGUGCGGGAAGAGGCACAGCUGCGACGCUCCAUUGAAGAGAUGGUGUUUGACCUGCAAAACAAAUACAUCCUGUUGGAGAGGCAGAAACCAGAGGAGAAAGUGGUUGUGCAGGAGGUUGUACGCCUACAGAGGGAUCCACGGCAAGUAGUCGACCACGAAAGGCUCAGCAGGAGCUUGGAUGAUGAAGUGAAGACCCGGCGUCAGAUCGAGCUAGAGUUACAGCAGUUAAGAACAAAGGUGGAAGACAAAGAGAGGACCCUCAGAGAGAGCGACGAGCGCCAGAAGAGGAUUCAAGCUGAGUCUGAGCUCAGAGAGAUCCGACUGCGCAUCAAACAGCUGGAAAAUGCCCCUCCUCCUGUUGAGGAAAGUAUAGUUGUGGAGGAAGUACUGAAGGUUGAGAGAGACCCCAAACUGGAGAGGAUGACAAGCGGUUUGCGGUCAGACAUGGACAAGGAAACCAGCGACAUGAUGCGUCUUGAGAGAGAAAUCCGUAACAUCACUGUAAAGCUUGAGAUCCUGCAGAAAGAGAAGUCUGGUGAAAGGACGGUGUACAAAGAGGUCGUCCGUGUUGAGAAAGACCAGGCUGUUGAAGCUGAGAGGGAUCGCCUGAGGGAACAGGUGUCUCAGAGUAAAUUUGCCCGACAGGACCUGGAGGAUGAAAUCAGACGUCUCAAUGAUAAAAUCAACCAUCUGAUGAGCUCCAAAUCCAGCACUUCAAGAGAGGAGACAACCCUCACUUUGAACAGAGGUGCCUUACAGAGGGAGAAGGACGACCUCGCACAAGAACUUAGAAUGCUGGAGAGCAAGAAACACGACAUCAGCCUUUCCUUCCAGCAGCAGACUCGACUAAUUAGUGAAAGAACGCAGACGAGCAGGCAGAGGAGCCUUAAGAUUGGGUCUGACAUCGUGAGACUGGAGAGAGAGAUCCUGGAUGAAAAAGACAAGAUCCAUAUGCAAGACAGUACCAUCCGUGAGCUUCUGCAAAACCUGCAGAAAGAGGAGAAUGCAGAGACGAGGACCAAAGAGACCAACGUCUCCACCAAAAUCACCAUUCUGGAUCCAGAAACAGGCAAAGACAUGUCUCCUUAUGAUGCCUACCUGCAGGGCCUGAUCGACCGUACGCAGUACAUUAAUCUGCAGGAGCUGGAGUGCGACUGGGAGGAGAUCACUUCCAUGGGACCAGAAGGGGAGACAUCUGUGCUGCAGGAUCGCAAGAGUGGAAAGCAGUACUCCAUCAAAAAUGCCCUGAAGGAGGGAAGGCUGACAGAGUAUGAUCUACAACAGUACAAAAAAGGCAAGCUUCCCAUCUCAGAGUUUGCCUUGCUGGUUGCAGGUGACAAUAAGAAGCAGCCCCAGUUCAACUCAAUCCCCUCAAAGUCCACCCCACCGGUGAAACAAGCUGCACCAGACAUGUCCACUGCUAAAGAAGGUCUCCCGAUUGCCGGAGUAGUGGAUACAAUGACUGACUCCUGCUUUACAAUACGGAGUGCCGCCAUGCGUAAACUGAUCGACUCCGCCACUGCCCAAAGGCUUUUGGAGGCUCAGGCAGCAACGGGUGGCAUCAUUGACAUCCACAGCAAAGAGAGAUACACAGUUCACAAGGCAGCAAGCAGAGGCCUCAUUGAAGACAGUCAGCUUCAGCGGCUUCUCAAUGCGCAAAAGGCUUUCGCAGGAGUCGAAGACCCCAUGACCAGAGAGUGUUUGUCUGUGGGAGAAGCUGUUCAGAAGGGCUGGAUGCCGAAGGAAACUGCCACUCGCUACAUGGAGGCCCAGCACCUGACCGGAGGGCUGGUCAACCCCAAAACUGGUCGCAGAGUCAGCAUCAUGGAUGCCAUUGGGUCCAAAAUGAUCGACAGCACGAUGAUGCGCGAGCUGCAAGCUGAGACCGUCUACCCCAAAGAUAUUACUGACCCAAUUACAAAGGAGAGGAUCAGCUACAAACAAGCUCUGGAUCGCUGUAGGACAGACCCAAUGUCAGGCUUACCGAUGCUGCCGGCCUCCUCCAGAGAAUCUGGUUACACUUCUAGGUAUUCAAGAUUCUAGAUGCUUUUACUGUUUGGAGUUAUCUGGUCUGUGGAGUGCUGUGAUAAAAUAAAAUAAAAAAAAUGUACUAUUAGAUAUGGGAAACCCAUAUGAAAUCCAUACAUUAUUUACAAUGUACAUUUUGACUCAGGAAAAGUCUUCUACUGCAAAACUUUCUGUCUCGCCAAAAUGAUUGCUGCUGAGUUGCAUUUGUUUACCAAACAUGUCUGAUGUGGGCAGAUGUUCUUUUUUGAUUUAAUUUAAAAAAAAAAAAAAAAAAAACAGAGUAUAAAUGCAGUUUAUCUUUGAUAUUAUUGUGUUAUUAGGGAUACUGGGACAUGGUGCAAUGCUGUUUGCCAAGAUUGAUUUGAUUCUGUAUUACUCAUGGGCUGUCCUUGACACUGUUCACUUUGAACUCAAUCUUGUUUGAUACUUUAUGAAGAAACAAAUAUCAAUAAAUUUAAAUUAUAAUA